AAACGUCCUUCGUGAGCAGAGACCUAAAAAAGCAGACUCUUUAAAAAAGGAAGGGUCAAGGGGGGAAGAAAUAGCCAUGUGUUCCGCCGGAGCUGCCGUCACAAACACCGUCAACGGCGGAAACAAUGAAAACAAGGCAAUGGGUUUUCUUCUCGUCUUCUUCCCCGAAGCCAUCCACAACAAAAUUAUCGGCAACUCCAUUAAUAAUACCACCACCAAUAAUAAAACAUCAUCAUCAAGAUUCAUUAAAAGAACAAAUCCCAAUCUCCUUUUCACCAAAGCUCGAUUCACCAUUUCCAUGUGCGCUAUUUUAGUUUCCCUCACUCUUCUCUUCUUCACUCUCUCAACUCUUGAACCUUCCUCUUCUUCUAUGUGGGAUUUUAAACCUCUGCAUGUACUCAAGAAAAAACCCAAUGUCAUUUCGUCUUCUUCUUCGUUCGCUUUACAUGGGAUGGGUACUUUGUAUAGACGUGGAACAACCGCCAUGGACGAGCUUAUCAUUUGCCAUGUUGUUGAAGAUAUAGCCGAAGAUGAACUCAAGCUUUUCUUAAGAGUCUUACAUAGAUCCGGUAUCACUUCAAGAGCUGACAUUGUUUUCCUUUUUGGGUCUUCUUUAUUAUCUUCUAAAUUCAGCUUUUUGAUUCAUGAAGAGAACGAGUCAUUCUCGAAACUCAUUCGAUAUUACAACGAGUUGAAUACUACGAGUUCCCGUGACUCAGUCUUUCGUUUCAACUCGACCCAGUUUUGGAAAUCUGGGAAGAAAGAUAUGGGAGAACCGAUUUGGGGAAAGAAGGGGAGAGGGAAUUAUAGUAGUUCAAAUGAAGAUGAAAGUGAGUCAACUCGGUUGAUUUAUGGCUCAGUUGUGGGGUUUGAUGUGAAUGAGUUGGAUCCUGAGAACUCGUUGGGUGGGUUUUUGGAUUAUAUUCCACUAAGUUUAAGAAGAUGGGCUUGUUAUCCAAUGUUAUUAGGAAAAUUGAGGCGAAAUUUCAAUUAUGUAAUGUUAUUAGAUGUUAAGAGUUUACUGUUACUCAGUGAUCCGCUCGGCCGUGUUAGGAGUCGGAGUUCCGAGUCCAUUUAUUUAUUUAGCAGCUGCAGCAACAACAGUAAAAGUAACUCGGAGAAAACUCAGUCUCAUUGUCGGGUAAACUCGGCGAUUUUGAUGGGUGGAGUUAGGGGAACACGGAGGUUAGCCAAUGCAAUGUUGACUCAGGUUGUUAGAGCUACAAUACGGCAGCAUAAGAAUAAGAACCCGGUAUCUGAGUCGGGAAUUUUCAGUCAACUUGUCGGCAAUGGCUAUAUAAUGAAGAAUGUAGAGUUGACAACAUUGACCGAGUCAUUUCAAGAAGCGGGUUCACUCAGUGGGUUGAGUUCUGACUCAGUUGAAGGUUAUUCAAUAAUCCAACGUGGUAAUGGUAAUCGUGAUAGUAGUUCCAUGAUUACGAAUCUAAUAUGUUUAUGUGAAGCAGAUUCUUCUGUUUAUAGGGAUUGUUAAUUAGUACAUUAUUUAUUUUUCAAAUAUUUAUAAUUUAUAUUUAA
Gossypium raimondii (Peruvian cotton) is the source of this 1536-nucleotide messenger RNA. RefSeq lists its product as uncharacterized. The record is from RefSeq and is a predicted model, not a curated record. NCBI's taxonomy places the organism in Eukaryota, Viridiplantae, Streptophyta, Magnoliopsida, Malvales, Malvaceae. The transcript has a single exon. The coding region runs from base 77 to 1492 and encodes 471 amino acids.